UGCGCACUGUGCGUCUGUCGCCACAUUCCCCGCCUGAGCUCUGAAGCCAACAAGCUGCAGCUUCUUCAUUGCAACAGAAAGAGAAGAAGGACAAUAUUCCAGUUAUUGUUCAAAAGGGAGGGUUCGCAAGGCGAACCAAGACGUCGAUUUGGUGACAAAACGAACGGUGACCGUAAAGACGACCUUUGAGAGGCGAGUAGUUGUGAUCGUCUGGCUGCUCUGGCACCUAUUCCGAAGAUCUGAUUCACUUGCUCAGUAACCAUGGCAACAGAGGAGAAGAAACCAGAAACUGAAGCCACUAAAACACAGUCUGCUUCAUCAGCAUCUGCUAGUCAGAGCAAGUCGGCACCAGUGAAGCCCAAUUACACCUUGAAGUUUACAUUGGCUGGCCACACAAAAGCUGUCUCAUCUGUGAAAUUCAGCCCUAGCGGGGAGUGGCUGGCCAGCUCCUCUGCUGAUAAACUGAUCAAAAUAUGGGGAGCGUAUGAUGGAAAAUUUGAGAAAACAAUAUCAGGUCACAAACUUGGGAUCUCAGACGUGGCCUGGUCCUCUGACUCCAAUCUCCUUGUGUCUGCCUCCGAUGACAAGACUCUUAAAAUCUGGGAUGUCAGCUCGGGCAAAUGCUUGAAAACAUUGAAGGGGCACAGUAACUAUGUUUUCUGCUGUAACUUCAAUCCCCAGUCCAAUCUGAUUGUUUCAGGAUCGUUUGACGAAAGUGUUAGGAUAUGGGAUGUUAAAACAGGGAAGUGUUUGAAGACGUUGCCAGCUCACUCUGAUCCUGUAUCUGCUGUACAUUUCAAUAGAGAUGGAUCUCUCAUUGUCUCCAGCAGUUAUGACGGUCUCUGUCGAAUCUGGGACACAGCAUCAGGACAGUGUCUGAAAACGCUAAUUGAUGAUGACAACCCCCCUGUGUCAUUUGUGAAGUUUUCUCCCAAUGGCAAAUACAUAUUGGCAGCAACCCUGGAUAACACUCUGAAGCUUUGGGACUACAGCAAAGGAAAGUGCUUGAAAACAUAUACUGGCCAUAAAAAUGAGAAGUACUGUAUAUUUGCAAACUUCUCUGUCACUGGUGGAAAGUGGAUUGUCUCGGGCUCAGAGGAUAACAUGGUAUAUAUUUGGAAUUUACAGACCAAGGAAAUUGUACAGAAGUUACAGGGCCACACGGACGUUGUGAUCUCUACAGCCUGUCACCCAACAGAAAACAUCAUUGCCUCUGCAGCGCUAGAAAACGACAAAACCAUCAAACUCUGGAAGAGUGACUGCUAAGUGGAGGAAAAGCUUUCAAAAGAGGACUUUUUGCAGGCUUGCCCCGGGACCCAGCAGGGGCUGGCAGAUGUGUGAGGGAAAGCUGAAAAUACAGAUUGGAGGCAGUUGCUUGAGCUGUUAAGAACAUGGUCAAAUCCACUUUUUUCUAAUGAGCAAAUCCUCCCCCUCCUAAAACCACAACUUCUAAGCUCUCUCGCUUUCUCUUUUUAAGGCCUUAUUUUAAAGUGUGAAAUGUAUCUUUGUGUUUACUUAUUAAAUUUUAGUCGUUAAAUCAACUGCUUGCUGAAAAAAGGGGUUAGCUUUGUUCAACAUUGUAUUAAUAGUGGCAGCUUGGUCAGACAUAGCUUUACCAGUGCUAAAUAAUAUUAGAAGUGUACUGUUUUUUCCUUUCCUGAGGAAGGCAGGAUGAUUUCAAUGCGACACUAAUACUCAUCCACAAAAAGAUUGCAGUUUAGUAUUCCAGGCUUAAAUGAUGGUCACAGGGGCUUUAAGUUUCCAGAAACCGGACCUGAUAGAAAUAUGGCAUUAAGUAAAAACAAACGAAGACAAAAAUGCAACUUGCAAUUGAAUUACCUGAUCUAAAACACAAAUUGUUUAAUGUUUAGAUGUUAACUAGAAUUAUGGUCAAACAGCAGCUUAGACAUUCUGCGCAAUGGAAGAAACAGUGUAGCAGUAGGUUUAAAUGAGACUCGCAUGUGUCUUUUACCUUCUCGAAAACUGCCAAAGCUGGAAAUAAUUAUUUUUGAUGUUAUACUUCAUAGUAAUCGGUCUCCCUCCCACCUACAUUGUACCAAACAUUACAAUCUAACCUUAGGUCUCAAAGCGAAUAUUACUAUGUAAAUCAGUUUGCAGCAGUAUAAUGUCGACUAAACUCAAUGAAGUCACUCUGUGUUGAUGAAGAAUGAUUAGUCUUUGCUGUGCUUGGCAUUUAAGUUGUCACAUAAGUAGAAUAUACAACCUAUUCACCUGCCAGAAUUCUGACACUUUUUUUCAACCCAGUUUCAGAGACAGAUGGACUCUGUCUUUAAUUGCUUUGAUAACAAGUACUGGUGUUCCAACAUAUGUGUAUAUAUUUCUGCUUAUUGAAUAUCUGUAAGCCAUUAAUUUUUCUAUUAUAUUUUGCUGCCCCUUUUAAUUAAAACAGUUCCCCUUUCCAAACAAAGAAGUAGUUAAAUGUGUUAAACAAUACAUCACUUGUUCAGCAAGUGGUCGUAUUUGUUUGUCAUUGCUUAGUUAUGAGCUGUCAGUUGAGAAAUGAAAAUGUUUGCAAUCAUCAGUAAUCAUUUAUAGUCCUGAUGUGGGGUUGAUGUCAUACAGCACAUCUGCUCCAGGUUGAAGGUUGAAGCUGGAUUGAUAACUGCACCCAGAAUUCUAAGUAAAAACCUGUUAUAAAUGGACAAAGAUCCCAGUAAUUGCAGCACAUUGUUCAGACGUCAGCUCUUUGAUCGUGAUCUUGCCAUUAGACAACCAGGAUUGGUUGACCAGGAUUCUGCCAGUAACAGCCCACACUUGAGUUAAGAGAAUUUAAGCUGGCCGAAGUUCUGGCUCUUACUGUGACUGACUCCUGGGACCUUGCAGGCACACAGAAGCUUAUAGUUGCAUCACUGGGAGAUGUGCCACUCCUUUCAGCACAAACUCUCCUUGAAGGAGCUCCGGAGCAUGCAGUGUGUCAAAUAACAAAAGGCUGUGACAAUUGGGGGUAUUGGAGAACAUUUGCAGUACAGAAGUCCUGGCUUAAAACCGGUUUGUGUUUGUAGUCAGCAGUUUCAAAUUGGCAGAGUAAAAAUAUAAAUUGGAGACAAAAAUAGAUUUGGUAGAGGUCUUAGGACCAUAUUUAUUGAACAUUUCCUGCCUUGCUGGGUUUCUAUUUAUUUUGGUUAGAAAAUUCAAAAGUCUUUAGCGAGUCUUUGAAAUAGUUUUAAUUUGAGUGUAAUAUUACACAAAAAUACUAAACCACUGAAAUUUAAAAAUGAAAGGAUCUCUUUGCAGGUAAAUAGAACUAAGAACUGUGCACUGAAACCCCAAAAGUGACAAAACAUUCAAGUUUUUCUUUAGACCCACUUGUCAAAGCUUUCUCCAUUAAAACCUUUACUAGCAGUAUGCAUCCCCUUGAUGCAACACUAUAUCCCUACUGUGUGAAAAUGGAAUGACUUACAGUUGUGUGCAAUGAUGCCAUCUUGUAAAACAAACUCAAUGUUUAACAAAGCAGUAGCAUAGAAUUCUUAACUAAGCAUUUAGAAUGUAAGGAAUUGUUUUGCAUUCACAUAAAAAUAAUAGACAGACAUUUUGCAUUUAAGUUUAUAAAUGAAGCGAAGUGGCCCCGUAUUAACUUGAGACAAUUAUACAGUAUCUUUUGGAGGGGCUCUGGCAGGCAACCAGACUUUUGUAAUUCAUCUUUGGUUCAGCUGGUUUUGGGCAGCUUCUGUAUAGUUAAACUGCAGUUACAAAAAUGUUUUGCACCCUGGUUUUUAUUAAAUACAGAGUAUUACAGACCGAUCCUUUUUUGUUCAGCAAGCAGUAUAUCAAAAUAAACUAAUAGUAGCUUAUUCACAUUGGGAAAACAUUGUUGUAAGCUUGCUGGCAUUAAAAAACUGUGUAGCCAGUAAUACAUGUUGUCUGAAAAUGUUUUAAGCACAUGAUCUUGUGCUCUCAGUCAGUGUCACAGAAUAGACGUGGAUGGCAUUGACAAUAUGUUGCAGUUCUGAAAGUUUUUCAGGCUAAUUCGUGUCUGUACUUUGUUUCUGGUGUAAACCUUUGUUUUAACUGUGCCCUCCCUUGUUUGGUUGAAGCCUGUGGUUAUAAGGUGGAGAUUAUGGUUGCCAUUCAAUAUAAAGUAAUAAAAGGUACUACUUUUUAUGACAAGGUGGAAUGACUGCUUGUUGAGAAUAGCUUGUAGGGAAUGUUUAGCCUCUGUAGUCUGUGCCAACUGUACAUUUGCAGCGCCUUUGUAGUUUUCUAAGCGAGAUAACAAAUAUACCCAGUACAGUAGCUGGUUUCAAAGCUUCAUUUGAAAUCUGCUAUGGUUACUGAUAAGAACUCGGAGACGUAAUAUUGCACCAUAUGAUUUGUGAAUGAGAAACGAGGGAGGAAAAAUAUUUGGUAAGAUCUAUUUACAACAGUGAAAACCACAAAAGGAAAUACUUUGUUCCGUACAGAUGAAAUAGAACAUUUUUAGAAGAAAGAGGGAAUGGUGCUUUGGUAUUGUAGGCUAUUGUAUACAUGGGAUUCUGAUUUCAUUGGAUUUUUAUCAAUGGAAUAUGGUGCUAAUGAUGGAGGUGAAAUAGGAUUUAUUGUUUUUUAGCCAUGCAAGUGUACAGAUUUAAAUGGUUUGUAUUUCCUACCUAAGACAUUCAAGAUUUUGGUUAACUAGAGGUGACUAGAGCCAAAGGUAGAUGGAAACAGAGAUUAAACCAAAGGUAGGCAUUGUUGUGAACUGAAAUGGCAGAAUGGUUUCAAGGAUGUAGAGUACUCACUUCACCUGGAAAUGACUUUCAUACCUGUGUAAAUUGAAGAAAAGGAAUUUUCUUUAAUUUACUGCUGUUUUUCUCUGGCCGUUUGGUUUGAAAUGCCAUUUUUAAACCUGCAUGAAACAGCUGUGCGUUAUCUUAGAUGUAGGACAUACAGCCAGUUACAAUAGAUUAAAUGACUACAUAAUUUACCUUAUUUCUGUUUUGAUAACUAACUGAAAAAUACCUACACCUGGGAUUGUGAUAUAUGAAAGGGUUAGUGAAUUUUCAUAAUUAGAAUAUUACAGCGACACAAGAGACUCUGCAGUAAACCUUACAAUGUAAGUGUAACAAUACUCGGCAGUAUUGCCCCGGAACGUAUGACACUGCAAUUACACUGCUGUACUCUUCUUAGUAAACUAUCAUUUUAACGGCCUGUAUAACGUUUAACACCAUUGUUCAAUUUAAAAUCUUUAUAUUUUGAAUGUGAAGAAUUUGCUACCAUUUUUCAGAAACAUUUUAAAAUCAGAAGCAUUAUUGUGCGAAAGAAAAACAAAAGAAAAACACUUUUUGUAUUUAUCCAGUUAAAUUUGUUUGAGCUUUGGUUAUCUCAGUCAUUAUUUUAAGCUACAGUAUGUUGCAACAUGUUUGUGACAUUCUUUGAUUUCCUCACUUCUGGUAUUAUGUCAGACUGAUUCUUUAAUUGCUACAUAGGAGUUGUCUGGUAUCAUCAGAAAAACAAAUUUGUUUUUCAAUACUUCUGUUUAUUUUGCUUGAAGGUUUGCCAGCAGCACUUUCAAUAUCCAGAAGAGAAUAUUAUUUAUGUACAGUAGCCUGGUAUUUGUUAAUGUUUUGUCAAACAUUUCUAAUAUUGACAAUUGGUUUAGUAGAACCUAUUAAGAAAGUUGUUGGGCAGAAGAAAGUGUUAUUUCCUGAACACCUGCCUUUAGAGGACACCAGCAUAAAGCCUUAGAACUAGCUACAGAGUAAUUUUAGUGAACCACUGCAAAAUAAUUUCAUGGUAUUGGGUUUCUGAUGCAGCUUCCCUGUGAGGGAAUUGUUUCAGGGCUGCGUCCAGAGUGGUUAUCUUACAGAUCCUAACAGAACAGGACUUCAACUUCAUACCUAAAAAAAGUUAGGAAAGAAACUCAAUAACAUGACAAACAAUUUCAAAAAUUUAACGACAAAGAGUUCAGUCAACAAUGAGGGAGCACAACUUGUUUUCAUGUAAUACCUCUUCAAUUAAUGUGUAUGUCAUCUGCCCUGCCACUUCUAACUCUUUAAACACAUCCCUGUAAACCUUGUUAACCAUCAUUACUGGUAAUCUGAAGUUCUGUAAUUGUAUCAUGGAAUCAUCUCUACACUAUGCAGCAUGGUUUCUUUGGUCCAGGUUAGGUACCCACCUUACCUACUUUAAGAUGGAAAACAUUUUCUAGUUGUUCAGUAGAAAGCAUCAGACUUGACCAGAGGAAGUGUGAAAAUUUCUGCACUUUGUAAAAAUCAGCAUGCCUUGCUGUAAAAAAGCAAGAGAAUCUUUUUAGUGCAAGAUCUCUGAUCAUUCAUUACUUUUCCAUUAGCCAUUUCUUCUUUCUGCCCUUUGCUCUUGAUCCUGCAGUGCAGAGCCUCAAGUGUUUCAUUUCAAAUUGAUACAAGGGCAGUAUGAUGGUUGUUCUGAGGUGUCCAGUGACCAAAUACAUUUUAAGGCCUUCUUGUGAAAUAAGUUUAAAAGUAGUUCUGUAUAUACUUUAUGCUUCUAAUUCUAGCUCAUGUGUUGCUUUACAAGCAAUAUAGAAAAUGAUGACUUUGUUUUUGCUGAUUUGCUUGUAGUACACCAUUUAGAAACUUUUGUUCAAAAGGUGAGGGGAGGCUGGGUGAGGGAACUUGUAAAAUAACUUUUACAUUUUUGAAGGAUUUAUAAUAUUCUGCAGUGUAAUAGAGAACAGCAUGAAAACCAUAUCUGUAUCGCCAUAAAGCAAUCCAGAUUUUGUGAAUACUCAUUUUGACAGUUAUGACCUACAAUUAAAUUUUUUUUACAUG
This is a messenger RNA of Lepisosteus oculatus (spotted gar), 6749 nucleotides long. It is a transcript of the gene wdr5, whose product is annotated as WD repeat domain 5. Gene Ontology annotation, biological process: transcription initiation at RNA polymerase II promoter. Gene Ontology annotation, cellular component: transcription factor TFIID complex. The record is from RefSeq and is a predicted model, not a curated record. Gene Ontology annotation, molecular function: RNA polymerase II general transcription initiation factor activity; protein binding. Lineage: Eukaryota; Metazoa; Chordata; Actinopteri; Semionotiformes; Lepisosteidae.